AGUCCCCAGUCCGCGAGGCGGCUGGAAAAUUCUCGGUUUCCCCUAACAGCGCCGCGCUGACUGCUUCAGCUCGAGGACCUUACAGUAGUUCGCGCAGACAGCUCAAGUUAGACCCCUCAACGAGGAUUGCCUUCGCAAACUUCGGAAAAUGACGACAAGGUCGACUGGAGAACGACCGAAAAGCUACUGCACUUAAGUGACAACCUCCAUGAAGCAGCCCCAAAACUCAGUGGCACACGAAAACUUGAUCAAAUUGUUCGUCAAGUUAGCUGCAGACCCCCUUCGUCGACUGGCUGUUUGCGAUGUGAGUGGUGGCCUCAUUGCUGAGACCGUGGUCAAGGCCUGACGUUAGUACUGUGGCAGUCCGGUCCUCUGGUCACCGUCGUGGCCGCUUACGCAUGCCGCCUUCAGUCAACCUCACGCUACUCGCAAGCCGAUGGUUUGUGUCACACUUGGGCCAAGUCUAGCGUGGCUCAAAAAAUCGAUUAACAAAAAGAGUGCAGCGGGCUGAAGAGGGCACGAGGAGGCAGUUCCGCUGGCAACCACGGGAUCGGACCACGGGAUCGGACUGCAACCACGGGAUCGGACUCCUCAGUUUGGGUGGCCAACUCAUCACCCCUCCCCUCCUCCCCCUCCUACGUCGUCCACAGCGGACUCCUUAUCCGUCUAAGAUCCAUGCAGUGUCGUGUGGCCGCAUCACCGCCCUCUCAGGAAGUAGUCGUCGGCGAAAUACGGAGGCCGCACAGCAACGCGCACCUAGAAGACGACAUUUCAGUUGAAGUCUAAAGUCUUCUGUCGACAGUUGCCACCCUGACCUAAAAAGGGGGUUGAACAAGCGGCAGGAGAUGAGUCCGUUCAUGAAAACUGCGUAUCGUCUACAGGAGACCGUGUAACAGGUUUCCUAACCGAUUUUAGCAUGGAUCCAACAAUAGCAGACCCGCUGCUAUACCGGAAUGCCUUCAGAUCAGCAAUCUCAUUUUGGUCAGAUGUGGUUAUGUAGCCGUACCGGCGGUAAACAAACCCCAGUCACUUCUGAUAUGGGACCGAUGGUAAUAAGGGUUUUUUUACAGGUAGAGCCGGGGAACGCACAGGCGACGAGGUCAAGUAAUUGUAUGCGAAAGAAAGGCCAUCGGGAAUGCGCGGUUUUCCUUUAAAUGGUUGAGAAAUAGUUGCUCUUACUUCUAACCCUAACUCUAAUCCCUAAACCCUAACAGUAUGGUGUCCAUAAGGUGCUGCUGCAUAAUCACAUCUUACCCUUAUUUUAACUAGUCUGGGAGCCUUCCCUUGGAACGUGUCCAACCGUCCGGGUCAACAACUGUCGCGAGAAAACCGUAAAAACGAUAACACACCUGCAUCCAAGAGUGUCGGCUGUAGCCCUCUGCAGAGCCGAUUUGACCACUUGUGCUUUUAAGCUAUGGGGACUUCCACAGGCUGCAUCUAAGGCCGCACCCACCCCGUUCUCGUCCACCCGUAUGUUCUAGUGGGUUUUUUUUACUCGGAAAGCAAAUCUUCUGUAAAGCUAUCCGGUUAGAGUUAUUCGCCGUUUCUUUUCAUAUAAAAUUUACUGGUAGUUCUCUAUAUGUAGUUGCAUGACUUUGCAGUUCGUCCGUUUCUCUUUGAUUUUUUACCCAUUCGAGACCAACAGUUAAUUAGAGGCCGCCAUGAUUCUAUUUAAGUGUGCCCAGGUCUAUUCUGUUAAGGACUUGCAAAUGUUAUUCAUUAACGCACUUUGUUUCAGACCUCAGACUUUCCCUCAACCUAGUGAUCACCGCUUGUUUGCGAGAUUUUUAAGUCUGUUCCGGGUUACUCUAUUUUCAUGCAAACUAAACUCGACUUGCUUUGGUUGUUUAAACUGUACUCUUCGUGGGAAGCCCAGUCAGCUGUGCAUGAGUUUUAGAAAAGCUAAUGUAACGCGACAGGCGUUCUACCCGUGUAAUUCGUCUGUCUAGGUCUUCUUUUUCCGAUGGGAAAGCCUACGCUUCAGGCUUUAUAAAUGAACACACUGUUCCCUCUCAAAACUCGUCUGGGGUUUUUUAAAAACAUGGCAGUACUGGGGGAUUUUUGAAUUUUCUCGAGAAACGCGCCAAGCUCUCUCGUGAAUAGAUUGGGUUUUCCAUAAAACUAAUUUUUUCUUAUUUUGUUUUUUUCCCCCUACUCCGAACUGAAUAUGUGCACUUUCUUUCCUCUGGUUUGUGGCUAUAGAAAAUGCCCUAGGCUGGGUUCUCGGACCACAUCGACGCCAGAAACCUGUCUACAUGAAGGGCAAUUUCUCGGCCAUAAGACACUAACGGAUUUACUUAAUCACUUUCGAUCUUUCUCCGCAUGAUUUGAGGGAUCCUGAAGAUCACUAAACUGUUCUGUCCCAUGGGACGCCGAAACUAGUAGACAGUUGAGUUUCUGACCCUCAGGAAAACAACUUGACGAUUUCGGCCAGAAUUAAAGCUUUAGUGGUUAUUGAACUCCACAGAACGAAUUACUACAAGAGUUAUAAUGAUGAGCUGCAAACUAAUAUCAACAACUUGUAGGGGUAUCAUGACCGCGAGGAAUUUCCGUGGCCGAAUGAUAGUAACGGUCAGUGGCCGAUCUCGUGGCAUUAUGAAGCGCGUUGCCGAUUAGGUACGAUUGCUUAAGUGGGAUUGUAAUGUUGAUUAUCUGCCGACAUGGUCCCAUGAUAUUUCAGACAUGCCAGGGUGUCGAAUUUUGAAUGCACUUCCCGGUUAUCCAUAACAAUCGGACUCGAUUGAAACAACUGCUGAAAUAGUAUGCAUUCUUAUCUAUUUUCGAUGUCAUUAUAAAAGUACACGAAUGUAUCCUUUAUUGUACCCAUUUAGUAGCAAGUCACUUCUUUCUCAAAUAUGAUACAAGACAAAAGGGUAUCUUUCGGUUUUAAAAAGGCCCACUGUUCGCGAGGCCGAGCGUUUGCAAUUGGACUGGUUUUGGAGAAUCGAGGAAGGGAAGGGGUGCUGUUAGAUGGGCACCUUGCCAAGCCAGCGAGAGUACAUGGUACAACUGUCUGUACAGUUUCGGUUUUCACACCCGGACUUCUACCACCCUGGAGUAGCGUAGGAGACCGACCGCACUGACACUAAAAGUCAACUUUAGAUUCACAGCUCGUCCAGGGUUCUAAAUAUGCUUUACGACUGAGCUAGUCGGAACAUUGUUUUUCGCUCCCAAAACCACUUCGUCAGAUCUUCUGUCGACGGGGUUGUCGGCUGUUUUUUCGUGCACCGAAUCUGUUUACACCCACAAGUGCGUGUGAACUCAUAAACACGGUUGGAGAUGGCCUGCGUCGACGAGGCGUAUUUAAUGGGUCUGACCGCGGGGAGGGGGGUCGUCCUGGGGCUCAAAAUGAUCAGACUGGCGAUCGCGGAAACUCGCUCAGUCGUGCUGCUGGCACUCGCUUAGUCGCGUUUAAGACAUUGCCUAGGGAUUGAAGGCAACCGCCUACUGGUGCCCUGGACACCGAUACCCCGCUCUUGUUCGCCUCCCUAGGGUGGUAUUUUUCAACCAAGUUCUCUCUUCAUCAAGGUUCUUCGGAGAGCAUUGAUCUCGUCCUCCAUCUUAUCAGUAAAACAUGUUUCAGUCACGCAGUUAAAAAAAAGUAUUAGAUUAAGUUCCCCAUUCUUUGAAUAAAGACAGAAUUCAUGAAGUAUAAAUACUGCCCCCUUCCGACGUGUUUUCCGGCAAAUCGCCCUCUGCGUGGACGCAUCUUUCUUCCGUUGCAUAAGCCCGUCCGAGCCAGCUAAUAAAUUUGUUUGCUGGAGUGCGCCUUAUUCGUGGCAUUCGCAAUGUAUCUGACUGUCAAUUGCGGCGAAAAUGUCGUCCACAGAUCUUAAAUGCAAUGUGGUUUGUUUUGGACUUUUAGAUGGUUUCCGUUCGACGUCUGGCAUAAAUGGGAGCGCAAUAAUUCCAAAGCUGGGAGGUUUUAGUGUAUUCCUUGAAGUGGGAGGAAUUUUUUCAGGCUAAGCUGUACGCUUAAGCUGUUUCCGGCCCAUUAAUGCCCUCUUCAGACAGUCAUAUCACUGACCAACAUCUGGGAUCACCGACACACUAAACAAGUCCGAACCAUCCACAAAUAGGUCGGUGACGCCACAGAACCUUUACGCCGAUCGAGUGUAUAUUCAAACAAGAUGUGCACCAGUCUGGUGGUGGUGGUGGCGGUGGUGGCGGAGGUGGCCGCGGUGGUGGUGGUGGAAUGCACUAAUAAAAUAUAUUUAUCACCAGAUGUACAAAUGCAAAAGUGCUGACCAAAGAUGGGCAAUUAGGUUGGCCCUAUUCCACAGAGAUGAAAAUGGAUAUUAUACGAUGUUAAAUAGCUCUUUCUUUUCGCCCUCUGGUGGAUCUUCUGAACGCUCUUUUAAUCGAAUUCUCAUUAUCCAGAUGACGAUGAUGAUGAUGAUGAUGAUGGUGGUGGUGGUGGUGGUGGUGGUGGUGGUGGCGGCGGCGGUGGCGGUGGCGGUGGCGGUGGUGAUGAUGAUGAUGAUGAUGAUGAUGAUGAUGAUGAUGAUGAUGAUGAUGAUGAUGAUGAUGAUGAUGAUGAUGAUGAUGAUGAUGAUGAUGAUGAUGAUGAUGAUGAUGAUGAUGAUGAUGAUGAUGAUGAUGAUGAUGAUGAUGAUGAUGAUGAUGCACGACUUCACAGGCUGACACCAAGUCGACUGUGA
This is a messenger RNA of Spirometra erinaceieuropaei, 4661 nucleotides long. The record is from the annotation of a GenBank genome assembly. NCBI's taxonomy places the organism in Eukaryota, Metazoa, Platyhelminthes, Cestoda, Diphyllobothriidea, Diphyllobothriidae.